Molecule: messenger RNA, 2901 nt
Organism: Cololabis saira (Pacific saury)
Lineage: Eukaryota; Metazoa; Chordata; Actinopteri; Beloniformes; Belonidae
Gene: ankrd33ba
Product: ankyrin repeat domain 33ba
Exons: 6
Coding region: 394-1989 (531 amino acids)
Molecular function (GO): protein binding
Source: RefSeq, a predicted model, not a curated record
CGUCUCUCUCCGCCCUGCACGGGACUAGUGUGCGCACUAGCUACUUUUACUUUCUGUGCUGGACAACCACUUGAAAAGAAAGCACCCAAAUUCCGCUAAGUAAUUCGCUGUGUCUAGAGAAACAAACAGCUGACUUGAUGCGGUUUCGUUUUCAGGACGCGCAACAGGAUAUUUCCCUCCGUGGCGCAUUCGAGGGUUCAGAUGCGCAACUGGCUGCAUCCACUCCCCAUGUUUGGCUGCGACUAAUCUCGCCUGUAUGAUAAGAAAACAAGGUCGUGAGUGUCAUUUCUCAAUGUAUCUUUUUUUUGUUUUGUUGGAAAGUGUAGUUUAGUUUGUGUCUCGGAGGGAAAGCGGGUCACAUGCUCGCCCCCCGUGCGCCAGGCUCGGGUCUAGAUGGUGCUGAUCACGGACAGGGAUGGAGCAGGAUCCCCGUCCGCCCGCAAACAGCAGAGGAGAGCCGGGGGACAGAACGGCCGCCUGCACUCCACCAUAGCCGAGGAGCCCCCGUCCCACUGCGAGGAGGAAUACCCGGGCUCGGGUGAGGAUGAGGAGGAGGAGGAGGAGGAGGACGAGGGCAGCGAGGAAGACGGGGAUGAUUUUGAAGAAGUUGACUUUGAGGACUUGGACGACUGUCGGAGCAUCCUGUCCGACGACUCCUUCUACCCGCCGGAUGAUGCGUUCGCGGACUCGGAGCGCAGUCCGUCCCCGGACAGCCCCGAGCCGCUGUCCUUCUUCAGGGCGUGCUGCACCAACAACGCGGCCAUCCUGCGGAUCAUGAUACGACACGGUGUGAAGGAGGAGGAUGUCAAGGAAACUGACAGGAAUAACAGGGUAGGGCUUUUGGUUGCCUGUUACCAAGGUUUUGUGGACGUCGUCAUAGCGCUGUCUCAGUGUCCGUACCUUGAUGUCAACUGGCAGGACAGCGAGGGGAACACUGCUCUCAUCACAGCUGCACAAGCAGGCCACAUAACAAUCACCAACUAUCUACUGAACUACUACUCUGGGUUGGACAUAGAGAGGAGAAAUUGUCAUGGCUUCACUGCUCUGAUGAAAGCUGCCAUGCAGGGCAGGGUGGACUGUGUGCGCUCACUCAUGAUGGCAGGAGCUUCCUUGAACGCCAGGGACUUUGGCCGAAACCUGACUGCCAGGGAGUGGGCCUUGUUUACGGGCCGCUACGAAGCAGCCUGGGUGAUGACCCGCCUGGCGGAGCGGCCCUGCCCCGUCCAGUACUGCAGCACACAGAGUCUAGAGUGGCCCCCACUGGCAUCGCUGGUGGCCAGCGCCCAAGAACCCCGCGGCUGCCUGAAGCGUCUGUCAGACACCAUGCGGAACGUCUUUAACAUCGCAAAUGUCACCAACCCAGAGGAUGAGGGCGUCUUCGACCACAUGGUGUCUGUUACGUCUGCUAUGAGGAGCCCUUUCAUCGCUGUAGCAUGCCACACUGUGUGUCCUGACAGUCCUCCAAGCGUGGGAAAACGUCGCUAUGCAGUCCCAGAGAUCCUCCGCCAGCAGCGCGCCAAAGAGCUCCGCUCCACCAACCCCGACAGGGCGGACAGCCACCUCAAGCUCUUCCAGAACUCUCGGGUCACUCUGGUGGCCAAGAGCUCGGACGACCGCCGGGCCAGCCUCCAAGUCCAGAGGUCGGUGCCCCGACACCGGAGCUCCAGCCUGAGCAUGGUGGCUUACAGCCAGGCCAUGGAGCUGCGAAGGACCAGCCUGCUGCCCGUGCACAUGGUGAUGAGGCGGAGCAGCGUCAGGCCGGGCUUCAGCAUCCCCAAGGUGAGGGUGACCAAGGCGCCCGCGUCCACCUACGAACCGGAAAAGAUUCGGAGGAAGAGCAGCAGCAAAGAUGGAGCGGCGAACCUCCUGGAAAUUCCCAAGUGGAGAUACAAGGAGUUGAAGGAAGAGAGGAGGAAAGCAGAGGAAGCUGAAAGGAAGAGGCUGGAGCUCUUAACCAAGAGACACAUUGCAGCUGGGAAGAGGAAAUGAUAUAAUUACCUCAGGGAACUUUGUUAUUUAAUCAUCAAAAUGACAAAAGCUGUACUGGCCAUGAAGUCAGAAAGAGAUUUGCCUGUAAUUCUUUUGAGCUGUAAGGAUUCUGUGCUCAGGGAUGGACCUGGAAUCAGUUAGUGUUCCCAAAUGAGGACACAAGAAGAAAGCUCCUUAAGAGUGACUGACAACUUCAGUCCACAAUACCAGCAUCCUUUGUGAUGUCAAACAGAUACCCAGGGGAUUUAUUACUUGAAAUGUUUUCUAGAUAAUUUAUUUUUAAUAUUUAUUGCUUUUUAAUGGAAGGCUGGGACUUGUCACGCUCUGGAUGCUCACUUCAGCAGUCUGUUUGUAGUAUGUUGAACUGUACUGGAGCAGAAGACAUCAAUAACACAGAUCAUCGCAGAGCGCAACCGUAGCAGAGGCAUAUUCAUCUCUGUUCAAAAACACUUUAUUGAAAACAUUUUGGAAUACUAUUUUUUCACACUGGCUGCAAAAGCUAAGAUAUAAAAUCUCAUGGCAAUUGCCUGAUAAUUUUUUUAGAAUCCUUUUAUUGUGCUUUAACUUAAAAGCCUGAAUGUAUUUUGCAUAUGCAUUUGUUUUAUAUUAGAGAUUUGAAUGCUUUUUGAUUCAUUUUUUUUUGUAUUCAGUGCAAUUUUUCCCCCCGACAUACUAAUAUGUAAACAAUAAUGCUUUCUAGACUUUAUUCUUGGGUCCAAGACUGAAUUUUAGAGAUUUUUUUUAUUUCUUACCAGGGGGAAAGAAAGUUUCUAUUAUUUCUCAAAUGUUUACAUCGCAAAACCACAUUUAACAGUGAGACACCACCGAGCAGGGACAGAGAUGUGUGACUUUGUGUACAGGGUAUGGAUGAUGUCGGUGAAAUAAACACUUCUGCCUACGGUCCACCAAGUU